[Torrubiella] hemipterigena is the source of this 627-nucleotide messenger RNA. The record is from the annotation of a GenBank genome assembly. NCBI's taxonomy places the organism in Eukaryota, Fungi, Ascomycota, Sordariomycetes, Hypocreales, Clavicipitaceae.
AUGAAGUUUCUGUUUGCCUUUGCCACUCUGGCUGCUGCCGUCUCUGGCACCACGUUUCUCCCCAUGGCUGACUGCGCCUGUCUUGGACAAACAGGACCAUGCUUCUGCUCAGCAGACUACUCACCUAUCAACGUCAAAGAAGGGUCCUACUGCAGCUGCUACCACGACGCCUAUGACCGGCUUGUAUGCGACGGUUGUGAAGACGAAAAGGCUCGAAAGCACCCUAUGAAGAAGCACCUCGUUUGGGGUGCCGCUAACGAGCAGUGCAUGAAGAUUACAGAUGGUCGCCUCGGCCCGGUUGCCGAACCUACACCGUGUGCUGGCGCACCUCAGCGAAAAGUUACACAGAUUUCGCGUGGCGAUGGACACAACUGCGACUGUCUUAUUGAAGGUAGUGUUGAUGGGCACAGGAUCCCAUGCCCAUGCAAGGAGACUUCGUUUGAGACGCGGAUGGCCUCGAUGCGCAUGUCGCAAACUGAAACUAGGAGCUUCGAUUCGAGCAGGUUACAACGCCGUGGGCCCCAAGAUUUACAUUGCAUGUGCAUUGCCAACUUUGAAGACGGUGCCUAUGUACCGUGCGGAUGUGACGGAAAGCAAAACCUGUUGGGUGUCUUGUCCAUGAUUUAG